Molecule: messenger RNA, 1413 nt
Organism: Kluyveromyces lactis
Lineage: Eukaryota; Fungi; Ascomycota; Saccharomycetes; Saccharomycetales; Saccharomycetaceae
Gene: QRI1
Product: UDP-N-acetylglucosamine diphosphorylase
Exons: 1
Coding region: 1-1413 (470 amino acids)
Biological process (GO): UDP-N-acetylglucosamine biosynthetic process
Molecular function (GO): UDP-N-acetylglucosamine diphosphorylase activity
Source: RefSeq, a predicted model, not a curated record
AUGACUGACUUGAAACAACAGUACGAAUCAAAAGGUCAAUCACAUUUGUUUGCCCACUGGGACACCUUGGCACAAAACGAAAGGGAGCAUUUUCUGAACCAAUUGAGUAAGUUUGACUCUAAAAAAUUGUCUGAAGAUUGCCAGAAGGCAAUUGCAUUGGCAGACGAAAAUUCAAGCUCUGAAAAUGUCAUCAGACCGUUACCAGCAUCAUCGUACGAAUCGGUGAUUGGAGAUGACGAUUUGAGGAAUACGUACCAACAAUUGGGAUUAAAUGCUAUCAAGAAUGGCGAGGUUGCUGUUAUUUUAAUGGCUGGUGGUCAAGGUACGAGAUUGGGAUCUUCCGCACCAAAGGGAUGCUACAAUAUCGGCUUACCUUCUGGAAAAUCAUUAUUCCAGAUCCAAGCUGAAAGAUUAAAAAGACUACAAACUCUUGCUGGCUGUACGAAACCGAUACAAUGGUACAUCAUGACAUCAGGACCCACAAGAGCCGCUACUGAAUCUUUCUUCAAGGAGCAUAACUUUUUUGGCCUCUCAGAAUCUCAGAUCCACUUCUUUAACCAAGGCACGUUACCAGCUCUUGAUAUUUCUGGAGAAAAGUUAUUCUUGAGCGACAAAGAUGAACUUGUGGAAUCACCUGAUGGUAAUGGUGGCCUAUACCGUGCUAUCAAAACUAAUAAUUUAUUAAAUGACUUCAAUUCCCGCGGCAUCAAGCACAUACACAUGUAUUGCGUCGACAAUGUCCUUGUUAAAAUUGCAGAUCCAGUUUUCAUCGGCUAUGCUAUCAAGAAUGACUUCCAACUUGCUACGAAAGCUGUGAGAAAACGUGAUGCUCAUGAAUCUGUUGGUAUAAUAGCCACCAAAAAUGAUAAGCCAUGUGUCAUAGAAUACUCAGAAAUUUCAAAACCUCUAGCAGAAGCUGUUGAUGAGGACACAGGGCUACUAACUUUACGUGCUGCCAAUAUUGUCAACCAUUACUAUUCAGUAGAUCUAUUGAACACGAAAUUGGACAAUUGGGUAGAAUCUAUGCCAUAUCAUAUAGCCAAAAAGAAAAUUUCGUACUACGAUAAUGUCAAUGACAAAUAUGUGAAACCAUCAGAACCUAACGGUAUAAAGUUAGAACAGUUUAUUUUUGACGUUUUCCCCUCCAUUCCUAUGUCUAGGUUUGGUUGUUUGGAAGUCGAAAGAGCAGAAGAAUUCUCUCCACUAAAAAACGCUCCUGGAACUGCAAAUGAUAAUCCUGAAACUGCUAGGGAUGCUUACCUUCAUUUAACUACAUCUUGGUUGAAAGAUGUAGGAGCACUAGUCAAUGAUGAAAUUCUUGUCGAAGUUUCAAGUCUAUUGUCUUACGGCGGGGAAAACCUUGACUCUUAUAAAGGCACUGUGUUCGAUAAGCAAGGCGAAAUUUUGAACUAA